This is a messenger RNA of Propithecus coquereli (Coquerel's sifaka), 1611 nucleotides long. RefSeq names its product zona pellucida glycoprotein 4 (gene ZP4). The record is from RefSeq and is a predicted model, not a curated record. The transcript has 12 exons. Gene Ontology annotation, cellular component: egg coat. NCBI's taxonomy places the organism in Eukaryota, Metazoa, Chordata, Mammalia, Primates, Indriidae. The coding region runs from base 1 to 1611 and encodes 536 amino acids. Gene Ontology annotation, biological process: binding of sperm to zona pellucida; prevention of polyspermy. Gene Ontology annotation, molecular function: acrosin binding; structural constituent of egg coat.
AUGGGGCUGCUGCGGUGCGUCUUGCUGUGUUUUCCUUUAUCUCUGGCUUUGAGUGGCCAGCACACACCGAAGGCCCAAGAUCAUGCUGGCGUGCUCCACUGUGGGCUGCAGGGCUUUCGGUUCACUGCAAAUCCUCUCGGCCAGGAGGCAGAGACUCUUCCUGUAUUAAUAGCUUGGGACAACCAAGGGCUGCUGCACAGGCUGCAGAAUGACUCCGGCUGUGGCACCUGGGUAGGGGAGGGCCCGGGCGGCUCUGUGGUGUUGGAAGCAACCUAUGGUGGCUGCUAUGUCACUGAGUGGGACUCCCACUACAUCAUGCCAAUCGGAGUGGAAGGAGCAGGUGAGGCUGGACCCAACAUGGUUACGGAGAAGCAGCUGCUCAAGUGUCCUGUGGAUCUUCUAGCCCAAGAUGCUCCCGAGGCUGACCCGUGCCACUCCAUCCCAACGGUGGACAGGCUUCCAUGUGCAGCUUCCUCCAUCUCUCGCAGUGACUGCGAGGAGUUAGGCUGUUGCUACAGCUCCACAGAGGUGAAUUCCUGCUACUACGGAAACAUGGUGACCUUGCACUGUAGCCGAGAGGGACGCUUCUCCAUCGCUGUGUCUCGGAAUGUGACCACGCCCCCCCUGCUCUUGGAUUCCGUGUACUUGGCCUUCGGAAAUGACAGCGGAUGUGACCCUGUGAUGACAACACACACCUUUGCCCUGUUCGUGUUGCCGUUUACUUCCUGUGGUACUACAAGACGGAUCGCUGGAGACCAAGCAGUAUAUGAAAACGAGCUGGUUGCAACUAGGGACGUAAAACGUUGGAGCCGUGGGUCCAUCACCCGCGACAGCAUCUUCAGGCUCCGAGUCAGCUGCAGCUACUCUGUAAACGGCAGCUCUCUCCCAGUUAAUGUCCAGGUCUUCACUCUGCCCCCACCCCUUCCUGAGAUCCAGCCUGGACCCCUCACUCUGGAACUUCAGAUUGCCAAAGAUAACAACUAUAGCUCCUACUACACUGCUGGGGACUACCCAGUGGUGAAGUUACUUCGGGAUCCCAUCUACGUGGAGGUCUCCGUCCUUCACAGAACAGACCCCUACCUGGGGCUGCUCUUACAUCAGUGUUGGGCCACGCCCAGCGCAAACCCCCUGAGUCAGCCACAGUGGCCUGUACUGGUGAAGGGAUGCCCCUACACUGGAGACAAUUAUCAGACCCAACUGAUCCCAGUCCAGAGAGCCUCAAAUCUGCCAUUUCCCUCUCACCACCGGCGCUUCAGCAUUUUCACCUUCAGCUUUGUGGACCCUGUGGCAGCAAAGCAGGCUCUCAAGGGACAGGUAUACCUGCACUGCAGCGUGUCAGUCUGCCAGCCCGCUGAGAUGCCAUCCUGUAGGGUAACCUGUCCUGCUGACCGAAGAAGAAACUCUAACAUCAGUCUUCAGAACAGUACUGCUAGUGUUUCUAGCAAGGGCCCCAUGAUUCUACUUCAAGCCACUAAGGACCCUUCAGGAAAGUUCCAUAAAUAUUCAAGUGUUCCUGUAGACUCACAGUCUCUGUGGGUGGGAGGACUCUCCGGGGUCUUAAUCGUUGGAGUCCUGUUAGUAUCCUACUUGGCUAUCAGGAAACGGAGAUGA